Solanum lycopersicum (tomato) is the source of this 2035-nucleotide messenger RNA. RefSeq names its product probable protein phosphatase 2C 52. The record is from RefSeq and is a predicted model, not a curated record. Gene Ontology annotation, biological process: peptidyl-threonine dephosphorylation. Gene Ontology annotation, molecular function: protein serine/threonine phosphatase activity. Lineage: Eukaryota; Viridiplantae; Streptophyta; Magnoliopsida; Solanales; Solanaceae.
UGUACAAUUAAUGUGCCAGCUCUCUUGCUUCUUACUAUUAUAUUAUUUUUGUUCCCUAUUUUUUCUUAAAAUUUUUUUAAAAAGAAAAAAGAGAGAGAGAGAGAGAAUUCAUAUACUAAUUGGAAGUGAAUUGUUGAAUCCUAACAAGUUGAAAAGCUUGUUUUUCAGUUGACUGAAUUGAUAUUUGACUAAAGGAUAAAGAGAGCUUAGUCAUUUCAACAUUGGUUUGCUUUGCUUGAUCAUAAAUCUGAUCUGUGCAUCCUGUGAGAUCCAUUUUAUUAGCUUUGCUGUCAAUCAGAUGGUUGUUUUGUCAGUCUGAGCAUAAUGGGAGGUUGUGUAUCGACGAGCAGUAGUACUUGUAGUAGCAGGAGCAAUGGAGAAAAAGUCUCACCUGAAUGUUUAGGAAUAAACAUGUUUAGUCGAAAAAAGAGUAGAAGAACUUUUUCUGAUCAUGUCAUUGCAUUGAAGCAUCUAAGUUCAAUUCCUAAUCGGAUCUUUACUAAUGGCAAGAGUCGUACUUCUUGCAUAUACACACAACAAGGACGUAAAGGCAUUAAUCAGGACGCGAUGAUUGUCUGGGAAGAUUUCAUGGCGGAAGAUGUGACCUUUUGUGGUGUAUUUGAUGGUCAUGGUCCACAUGGUCAUCUUGUUGCUCGUAAAGUAAGGGAUGUACUGCCCCUGAAGUUAAUGUCCUUUUUGCAAUCAGUUGAAUCAAAGGGUAAUGGUUCUGCUGCAGAUUGCAGCAACGAGAAUCCUGAAUCGGAAGUUUUGGAUCCUGAUAAGGAUCAAGUGAACCUGGAUACUCAGCGGAGAGAAGCGUUUCUUCAAUCUUAUAAGGCAAUGGACAAAGAAUUGAGGUCCCAACCUAACUUAGAUUGCUUUUGCAGUGGUAGUACUGCUAUUACUCUAGUAAAACAGGGUUCAAAUCUUUACAUGGGCUAUAUUGGUGAUUCACGCGCAAUCUUGGCAUCAAAGGAUGACAAUGAUUCAAUGGUCGCAGUCCAGUUAACUGUUGAUCUGAAGCCUGAUUUACCUAAGGAAGCUGAGAGGAUAAAACAGUGUAAAGGUCGGGUUUUUGCAUUGCAAGAUGAGCCGGAAGUGCAGAGAGUUUGGUUGCCAUUUGAUAAUGCCCCUGGAUUAGCAAUGGCUCGAGCAUUUGGUGAUUUUUGUGUGAAGGACUAUGGGGUAAUAUCUGUACCAGAAUUUUCUCACCGAGUUCUUACAGAGAGGGACAAGUUCAUUGUUCUUGCUUCUGACGGGGUUUGGGAUGUCUUGAGCAAUGAGGAAGUGGUUGACAUAGUGUCAUCAGCGUCUACACGAUCAUCAGCUGCUAGAAUCCUAGUUGACUCUGCUGCACGCGAAUGGAAAAUUAAGUACCCGACUUCAAAAAUGGAUGAUUGUGCUGUUGUUUGCUUAUUCUUGGAUGGAAAGAUGGACUUGGAAUCUGACAAUGAGGAGGAGCAAUGUCUCACUUCUGCUGCACUUCAGAGUAACCAUUCUGGUAUUGCUGCUGAAUCCGAUGACGGGCACAACUCUGAGCCAUCUCUACAGAGAAACACUACUGUCAGAUCAGCUGAAGAGAGCGAUAUCUAUAAACGAGUAAUAGCUGAAGCAGAAGCAGAUCAAGAAACCACAAUGACAGAAGAUCAGAAAUGGUCAGGAUUGGAAGGCGUUACGCGAGUUAACUCUCUGGUUCAGCUUCCAAGAUUUUCUGAUGAGAGGCAAGGACCUUAACUUUGUGUUGUUCAAUUAUGAUUGUUGUUAUAUACAAAUUCUUUCAUCAAUAGAGAGAGUAGCAUUGGUUCCAUCAUCUACAUUCCAAGCAAAUGUAUUCUUGCUGCAACAUUUUAGAUCGUAAGAAUUCAUAUAGCUGACGUCAACUUAUUUGAGAUUGAGGCGUUGUUGUUGUAUUCUAGACCGUGUAUAUGUUCACCCUCUUCCAACUUUCAUACACGGGGUAAGCGAUGCUUAUCUUAGCAAGUUUCUAUUGUUUUUUGUGGCUUUGGGUUCGUUCACUAAAUUGGCUUCAUUUCAA